GGAAUCUCAUCCCGUUGAUCAGCUGGUGAAACAAACAGAACAGACAUAAAGAUGAACAGAAUUUAGUCUACUUUUAUCUUAAUUUUUACUCAUGAUAUUAAUUUUUUCAAAUAUAUUUACACUCAAUCCACAUGGACUCAACUACAUCAUUGUCAAAGGGUUGUUUUGCGUUUGUUCCAAAAUCGUCAAAAGUCAAGAAGAAGAAAAGGAGUUCUCAAAAGGAUGAGUUUGAAGAUUUUUAUUCAAUUCCUCAAGUUUCGGUUUAUUCCUCAGUUAUUAAUUGCAUAGAGGAAAAACUUAAAACAAUAAACAAUAACGCGUCGGAUGAAGUGCUUCAAGACCUGGUGAAGUUCAUCUCCAGUUGCCCUAAUGCAGAUUUUGCCAUCCCUACAGCAGUCCUGCUUACAGGUAUUAACCUGCCGGACCAUCGAGUACUUUUUCAAGCAUUUGCUGACAGAUUGCGUGAUGAAGUAACACCACACGUGUCAGUGUUGCUGUCCAGCGAAUGUUCAACUGUGAAAAAUACAAUAGAACAACUGACCUCGCAGUUCCUCAGAUGUUCUACAGCUUCACUGGACCCCCAGGUUGAACUUGAGGACAGCGACAGUGAAGAGGAAGAUGUGUUUGAUGAAGUGAAGCGCUCCCAAUGCACGAUGCCAAAUCUGGUAACGUGGUACGAAAAGCAGACAAAACUAACCACCAGUCCUAAAAAACGUAAAACUCGGUCUUCCACUGGAAAACUUGUCGUUGUAAUUCCAGAUUUUGAAGGAUUCUCCACAAAAGUACUCCAAGAUGUCAUAUUGAUAUUGAGUGGGUAUCUGGACCGUUUGCCAUUGGUCCUGGUGUUCGGAGUGGCAACAUCAGUAAAAGCCUUGCAGAGUAGUUUGCCUCACCGGAUCACCUCCCGGAUGGAUGUUCGAAUGUUUCAGUCCAGGCAGUCAGUCCACUUCCUCAACAGUACUAUUAACGAGGUAUUUCUAUCCUGGAAAAAACCUUCUAUAUGUCCAUUUCUUCUUGGACCAAAAAUGUUCAAAUUUCUCACUGAUGUAUUCAUAUUCUAUGACUUCUCUGUGCAUGGAUUCAUUCAAGGAGUAAAGUACUGUCUGAUGGAACAUUUUUACAAUAAUCCACUGAGCAAACUGUGUUGUCCAAGAGAACAACUUCCCCAAGCCAUAAAAGAGUUGGAUAAAGAGGAUCUGUCGUAUGUUGAAGAAAAUCAAGAAUUUCGUUCAUAUCUGGAAAAACUUCCCAAAAGCAAACUGGAACAAAUUCUACAGAGUGACAAACCAUUUAAGGACACUAUCUUGACUCUGAUGGAAGAUCUUCAGGAUCACAAGGACAAUCUACUAGUAGCAGUUUGGCUCCUGCAUUCUUUAAUCCACGAUCUUCCUGAGGCUCCUCUUGGCAAGCAGGUGAGAGAAAUAUACAUAGAGGUGAUGUCCGGCCCAAUUGUACAGCACCCCAAAUUUGAAAACUGCUUUAAACUGCUUAACUUGAUGUCAAAGCAAGAGCUUCUUCAAAAAAUAGAUGAGAUGAAUCAAAUUCUGGAGGAAUCUGAGUGCCUGACUGAAGUUCAAGAUGAACUCAUGGACCUGCGAAGAGGUAUUGAGAGUGCUGGCCAAAACAUGCGCAGUCCCACAAAAAGCCCAACUAAAAAUAGAGCAAUCACCAUGUGUAAAGAUAGGAAAGGUCUUCGUGAGCAACUCCUAACUCCAAAUGUAAGGAUAGAGAAUGAAUUUGAACAAGCACGAUCUAAACUAUUAAAUUACUUGAGGAAAAAUGUUUUUCAAAAAUAUCUGGUCUCACCCUCUUCAUUGCCACUGCAUGAGGUGUUCCUAAUCGACAAUGUGUCCACCAAGAGACACAUAGUUGGAGCACCCCGGGCUGCCAUACACACUGCUCUGCAUAACCCUCACCAUUACUUGCAGUGUGACUGCUGCAAAAUGUCCAGUGAUGGGGAGAUUCUCCAUACGAUGCCAGAUGUUUGUAUUGUCUACAAGCUGCAUCUGGAGAGUGGAGCUCUCAUCAAUAUGUACGAUUGGCUACAGUCAUUUGUGACAAUUGUGUCACCAGAGGACAGCGACAGAGAUGACAGGAAAGUGGACCCUGGCCUACAAGCACGAUUCACAAGGGCCGUCUCUGAACUCCAAUUCCUAGGUUUCGUCAAAGCCUCCAAGAAGAAGACUGAUCAUGUUGCCAGGCUCACUUGGGGCAGAACAUGCUAGUACAACUUACUAUUUUAUAUGUAUUUAUUAUUUUGUUACUUGCUUUUAGGUAUAAAAAUAAAAGUUUUAACAUUGA
This is a messenger RNA of Homalodisca vitripennis (glassy-winged sharpshooter), 2301 nucleotides long. It is a transcript of the gene Orc3, whose product is annotated as origin recognition complex subunit 3. Gene Ontology annotation, molecular function: DNA replication origin binding. The record is from RefSeq and is a predicted model, not a curated record. Lineage: Eukaryota; Metazoa; Arthropoda; Insecta; Hemiptera; Cicadellidae. The transcript has 16 exons. Gene Ontology annotation, cellular component: DNA replication preinitiation complex; nuclear pre-replicative complex; nuclear origin of replication recognition complex. The coding region runs from base 132 to 2225 and encodes 697 amino acids. Gene Ontology annotation, biological process: DNA replication; DNA replication initiation.